UUAUUUUGUCGACGAUUUUGCCUAAUCAACAUUUUUCGGCUUUUCUCCCACAAAGUAAAAAGUUUUUUUAGUCGGUUUUCUGUGAAAUUCAUUCAAUAAUGGCUUUCAUUUUCUUCUAUAAUCGUCUUUACUGCUGUCAUUGCUUGAAACUCCUAUUUUAAUUGAAAUCUCCGGAAUAAAAACAAAAAUUCUAAAGCGCCAUCUACAGUGUCGCUUCAUUCCAAAAGUCCCACCCACAAUUUUCCCAAAAAAAAACAAUAGAAUUUGUCAAAAAGAAGAAACUUUUUUGGAUGAGCAUUUACACCAUCUUCAAGAUUCUGAAGAUGCUCUAUCAGCUUGCUUGGUAUAUUUUCUCAUUUCUCCGUCACAUUUGCUACAUCCUCUGGCUCCUGUACAAUGUGACCCUUGCGGGGAUCCCUGUGAUUUUGUGCCUGUGCGUUGCAUCCCUCUUUGCCCGAUUGCCUACACCAAGCCCCAAAAUUCUCUCCACUGUACUGGGGGAGAAGAAAAAGGGCUACUUGCAUUUUCCUGUGUUGCACCGUGGUGGGGGAUUUGAUACGCCGGAAAAUUCAUUGGCGGCUCUCAAGAAGUGUGCCUCCCAAAAAUGCCCCCAGGUGCUACUUAAUUUGGAUGUAACAGCAUGCGGAGAAUUGGUCAUUUUGCACAAAUCAACACUCCAAAGAGCAGGACAAUUUGCACAAAUUGAUAAGAUAAACUUUGAAUCCUUGCAAAAUUUUAAUAUCUCCGAACAUCAUCCCCUAGCGACUCAAUUCCCACCCGAACGAAUACUUACUCUCGCAAACCUCGUUCCACAAGUUGAGAGGCUAAACCUCACAGUUUACCUCCUUUUAUCGAGCAAUUCAGCCAUAGUUCCUGCACUCAAGUCAAUAAUUGCGAAAAAUGAAAAUUUCCCCCGAAAUCGCAUUGUUUUCUGCAGCAAAUCUCCUCUGGACAUCUUCCAGCUACGAAAGCAAUUUCCCGACUUAAUUUGUGGCCUGUGGCUGGUUAGGAUUGAACCACCAAAGUUUGUUCCAGCUUUCUUCUCAUCGCUCUUCACGGCAAUUUUUGGUGCUCUAAUCCGGAAUAUUAUUGUGCCAGUGAUUGGGAUAAGUGUGGUCUUUAUCGACAAGAAUGAAUUCAAUCAGCAAGUGCUGGAUUUAUGGCGAUAUGUUGGUGUGCAGCCAAUUGUUUAUACGGUAAAUUCCCCAAAUGAGAAGAGAUACUUCCAGCGUGCUAUGAAAGUGCAAUAUUUGACGGAUUCACUUCGUUCUGAGCCGGAUUUGCUAAUCAAACCAGAUAUUUCGUAAACAUGCAGCUUGUGCUACUCUUUCAUUGCAUUUAACUCAAAAGAUCUCUUUCCUAUCGCAGCGAAGAUACUCUAUCUUCUUAGCAAUAAUAUAUUUUACAAUUUAUAUAACAUAAGUAAUGUUUAAAAAAAGAGAGUUUCUAUAAAAGCUUGUAGGAAUCAUGAAAAAAAAAAACGAUUCACUCGUAGCCUGAGGUCAGUGUUUCAACCAAAGAAUAAUUUUGUAUUUUAUUUUUAAUGUAAGAAAAAAUUUAUUUAUGAAGAACAUGAAUUUAGAAUAAGAAAUAUUUUCCACAUAAAGUAUUAGAUCUUAUCUCAUCUACCUAGUGAGGCUCACUACGCAGUAGAAUUAAGGCUUUUAGCGUGAAUUUGUAGUAAACGUAAAAUAUACACAAUUUCAUUUGAUGAUA
Messenger RNA from Lutzomyia longipalpis, 1716 nucleotides. RefSeq names its product glycerophosphodiester phosphodiesterase 1. Lineage: Eukaryota; Metazoa; Arthropoda; Insecta; Diptera; Psychodidae. The transcript is spliced from 5 exons. Gene Ontology annotation, biological process: lipid metabolic process. The record is from RefSeq and is a predicted model, not a curated record. Bases 291 to 1307 code for a protein of 338 amino acids. Gene Ontology annotation, molecular function: phosphoric diester hydrolase activity.